This is a messenger RNA of Perca fluviatilis (European perch), 588 nucleotides long. RefSeq names its product synaptic vesicle 2-related protein. Gene Ontology annotation, biological process: transmembrane transport. Gene Ontology annotation, cellular component: membrane. NCBI's taxonomy places the organism in Eukaryota, Metazoa, Chordata, Actinopteri, Perciformes, Percidae. Gene Ontology annotation, molecular function: transmembrane transporter activity. The record is from RefSeq and is a predicted model, not a curated record.
UAUGGGAUAAUCCUGAUGACAACUGAGCUGCUCCAAGCUGGACAUUCAUGUCAGGUGACGCAAGGGGCUAAUAUUGAACCAAGAUGUAAUCUGGAAUGCACAAAUUUUACAUCAGCUGACUACAAAGACCUUUUAUGGAUGUCCUCUGUUGAAAUGCCAGGUCUUUUAGUUGGCCUUCUGACAAUUGACUGUAUUGGCAGGAAGAAGAGCAUGGCUUUUUCCUUCUUCUUGUUUUCUUUGUGCAUUCUGCCAUUAUAUGGUUGUAUUGGGAGGUAAGUUUGUCUAUUAAUCUGCAUCUUUAUUGCCAGAGCCUUCAUCUAUGCAGGAUUCCAAGUUGCUUAUGUGUACACAGCAGAGGUGUUCCCUACAGAAAACAGAGCCUUAGCAAUGGGGAUUUCAAGUGCAAUAUCCAGGAUGGGUGUCGUGAUUACCCCCUUGGUAGCACAGGUCUUGCUCAGGACGUCAAUGUUUGGGGCCCUGUCGUUUUACUGUGGCCUUAGUCUGCUGGGAGGUGUUGCAUCCUUGAUCCUGCCCAUUGAGACGUUAGGCAGAGCUAUGAAGGAGUCCAGUUUGGAUCAGGAGGCCUGA